AUGACUGAAUCUACCUUCAACGCGGGGAUCAGCGGCCGGAACGUCGUUGCCGCCCCGGCCGCGUCCCAGAGCGGGACGAACAACGUUUACGUUGUCCACUACAACGGCCCAUUGAGACCCCGCAAGCUCUUCUCAACCAUUGCGAAAAGAGAAUGGCGGGCCUCCUCAACAGAGUCAUGGGUGAUUUUCUAA
This is a messenger RNA of Colletotrichum higginsianum IMI 349063, 192 nucleotides long. RefSeq lists its product as uncharacterized. The coding region runs from base 1 to 192 and encodes 63 amino acids. The record is from RefSeq and is a predicted model, not a curated record. NCBI's taxonomy places the organism in Eukaryota, Fungi, Ascomycota, Sordariomycetes, Glomerellales, Glomerellaceae. The transcript has a single exon.